CGGGUACUCGCGGGCAGGAGGCGGAGGCGCGGCCGGAGUCAGCGCCUGGGGCCCGGCCGCGGUGGCCCGCGCGGCCUGCCCUUUGUGCCCGCAGCCCGCGCCCGCGCCCAGGGCCGCCGCGCCGGGCUGUCCGGCUGCGCGCGCCCGCCCGCGCACCCAGCCCGCGCCUGGGAUGCUCCGGGGAUGCGCGCCCGCCGGCCCUGCGGCUCCUCGCGGCUGGGCGCCGGGCGAUGGACCUGAGCAUGAAGAAGUUCACGGUGCGCAGGUUCUUCUCGGUGUACCUGCGCAAGAAGUCGCGCUCCAAGAGCUCCAGCCUGAGUCGGCUCGAGGAAGAAGGCAUUGUGAAGGAGAUCGACAUCAGUCAUCAUGUCAAAGAAGGGUUUGAGAAGGCAGACCCUUCCCAGUUUGAACUGCUGAAGGUUCUAGGACAAGGGUCCUAUGGAAAGGUGUUCCUGGUGAGGAAGGUCACUGGAUCUGAUGCUGGCCAGCUCUACGCCAUGAAGGUCCUGAAGAAAGCCACCUUGAAAGUCCGGGACCGAGUGCGGUCCAAGAUGGAGCGGGACAUCCUGGCAGAGGUGAGCCACCCCUUCAUCGUGAAGCUGCACUACGCCUUUCAGACGGAAGGAAAGCUCUACCUGAUCCUGGACUUCCUGCGGGGAGGCGAUCUCUUCACCAGGCUGUCCAAAGAGGUGAUGUUCACCGAGGAGGACGUCAAGUUCUACUUGGCUGAGCUGGCCUUGGCCCUGCACCACCUCCACGGCCUGGGGAUCAUCUACAGGGACCUGAAGCCCGAGAACAUCCUCCUGGAUGAAGAAGGACACAUCAAGAUCACAGAUUUUGGUCUGAGCAAGGAGGCUAUCGACCAUGACAAGAGAGCCUAUUCGUUCUGCGGGACCAUAGAAUACAUGGCACCCGAGGUGGUGAAUCGGCGGGGACACACGCAGAGUGCCGACUGGUGGUCCUUUGGUGUGCUCAUGUUUGAGAUGCUCACGGGGUCACUGCCGUUCCAGGGGAAGGACCGGAAGGAGACGAUGGCCCUCAUCCUCAAAGCCAAGCUGGGCAUGCCCCAGUUCCUCAGCCCGGAGGCCCAGAGCUUGCUGAGAGCCCUCUUCAAGCGGAACCCUUGUAACCGGCUGGGUGCUGGCCUUGAUGGAGUGGAGGAAAUUAAACGCCAUCCCUUCUUUGUUACCAUAGACUGGAACAAGCUGUACCGAAAGGAGAUCAAGCCGCCCUUCAAACCUGCAGUGGGCCGGCCCGAGGACACCUUCCACUUUGACCCUGAGUUUACCACACGGACGCCCACAGACUCUCCUGGUGUGCCCCCAAGUGCCAAUGCUCACCACCUGUUUCGAGGAUUCAGCUUUGUGGCCUCCAGCCUGGGCCCAGAGCCCUCCCAGCAGGACCUCCACAAGGCCCCCGUUCACCCCAUCGUGCAGCAGUUACACGGAAACAGCAUCCGCUUCACCGAUGGCUAUGAGAUCAAGGAGGACAUCGGGGUGGGCUCCUACUCCGUGUGCAAGCGGUGCGUGCAUAAAGCCACUGACACAGAGUACGCGGUGAAGAUCAUCGAUAAGAGCAAAAGAGACCCCUCAGAAGAGAUCGAGAUCCUCCUGCGGUAUGGCCAGCACCCGAACAUCAUCACCCUCAAAGACGUCUAUGACGACGGCAAGUGCGUGUACCUGGUGAUGGAGCUGAUGCGCGGCGGGGAGCUCCUGGACCGCAUCCUCCGGCAGCGGUUCUUCUCGGAGCGGGAGGCCAGUGACGUGCUGUGCACCAUCGCCAAGACCAUGGACUACCUGCACUCCCAGGGGGUUGUUCACCGGGACCUGAAGCCAAGUAACAUCCUGUACAUGGACGAGUCUGGAAACCCUGAAUCCAUCCGAAUCUGUGACUUUGGGUUUGCUAAGCAGCUGCGAGCGGAGAAUGGGCUGCUCAUGACGCCCUGCUACACGGCGAACUUUGUGGCCCCCGAGGUCCUCAAGCGGCAAGGCUAUGAUGCAGCAUGUGACGUCUGGAGUUUGGGGAUCCUGUUAUACACCAUGCUCGCAGGGUUCACCCCUUUUGCAAAUGGACCAGAUGACACUCCAGAGGAGAUCCUGGCAAGGAUUGGCAGUGGGAAGUACGCCCUCUCCGGUGGAAACUGGGACUCGAUAUCCGAUGCAGCAAAAGACGUGGUGUCCAGGAUGCUCCACGUGGACCCGCAGCAGCGCCUGACGGCAGUACAGGUGCUAAAACACCCGUGGAUCAUCAACAGGGAGUUCCUGUCCCAGAACCAGCUGAGCAGGCAGGACGUGCACCUGGUGAAGGGUGCCAUGGCAGCCACCUACUUUGCUCUGAACAGGACGCCUCAGGCCCCACGGCUGGAGCCCGUGCUGUCAUCUGGCCUCGCCCAGCGUAGAGGCAUGAAGAGACUCACGUCCACCAGGUUGUAGCGGUGGCCAGAUGCCGCCCCGCCUGCCUGCCCAGCGUCCUCUCAGGCCCGCAGACGCCACCGCAGGGCCCGGCUCGUGGCACCUGGAGGGACCACACACCCAACAUGAAGGCAGAGCUGGCCUUCGCUGUUUCUGUGUUCCUAUUCAACCCAGAGAGGGUCCCGACCCAGUGAUUUCUCUGAGCCGCGCCACAGGGACCUUGCAACCCGCUCUCCUUCACUCCCAAGCGAAACCAAAUGAAUGCAGGUCACCUCACAUCGCCACACUGGAGCCCAGGUCCUCGGAGCCUCGGGGUUUUUCCUACCAUGGCUUAUGUCUAUAGGGAGACAUCCUAUCCAGUCUAAGCCAGGGAUAUGGUCAGACUCCCAGCACAGGUGUCCCGUCAUUACAGAGAAGGACCGCAGAGUGGUCCAGCCGAUGCCUGGGUUGGCACUGGGGCAUCCAGGUUAGAUGCCUGGUCCCUGCAUAGCUGUCCAAAGAACUGUCCCUCACACCCUCUGGCUCCUGAGUAAGGUGCGGGGUGGUCUCCUUGCCUCCAUCGCUACCUCGAUGAGAGCAGAGAGCCCACCCAGGGGUCAGGCAGCAGGUCUUUGCUUCCAGAGCCCCAGUUCGGAAGGGUGCAGAAAGAAUGCCCGCAAGGAGUAGGGUGGCACUCCCGUUGCCCCGCAGUGGCUGCCUCAAGCACACUCCCCCCCACCGGCUUCUGGUCUGGGCAGCCUCCUCUGGAGGGCACCAGCUCUGGUCUGGCCAGACACUGUAGCCCGCACAUGCCCACCCAAGGUGGAGGGUCUGCUGUGUUCGCUCUCCAGAGAACUGCAGAGUUGAGGAGUGGACUGUUCUGACUUCCUGCUUCCUCAGGCCUUCUGGAGAGGGCAUGCAGGCAGGGCCCACCCAGAGCGGAGGGCCCAUGUCACCACCAGGAGGGAGGCUGUGUGGAGCUGUGGUUUUGUGCUGUGUUUUGUGCUUCUGUUACAUAGCUCUGUUUUUAAAUCCACACUUCAGUGAUGUUCAGUGUCCCCUGGUGAGGUGUGUGCCCUGGAGUGGCCAUGGGGCAGGGCAGGCCCAGCCGUGUACCCAUUGUGGAGUAAAACAGAGUGAGACCCUUCCUGGCAGCAGACCCAGGCCCAGCCAGCCUCCAGGAGUGACUCCUGUGUUCCCCGAGUCCAGGGAUGCCCCGGCCUGCCACCUGGGCUGGAGGGCCUCUCCCUCCACCCAGCCCAGGACCCCAGCAGGCUCCCCCUAGGACCAUGGAUGCUCCAUUGUUUCUCUUUCCUCUGUCUCACUCACCCUAGGACCCAGCUCCCUGCUCCCCAACCAAGUGCUGCAUCUGGAGAAUACGCCGUAGCUUGGUCUAAUUGUUUUCAGGCCUUAAAAUAUAAACUUGUUCCACAAGG
Molecule: messenger RNA, 3826 nt
Organism: Sciurus carolinensis (gray squirrel)
Lineage: Eukaryota; Metazoa; Chordata; Mammalia; Rodentia; Sciuridae
Gene: Rps6ka2
Product: ribosomal protein S6 kinase A2
Exons: 21
Coding region: 231-2432 (733 amino acids)
Biological process (GO): protein phosphorylation; intracellular signal transduction
Molecular function (GO): ribosomal protein S6 kinase activity; magnesium ion binding; ATP binding
Source: RefSeq, a predicted model, not a curated record